GUCACGUGCCCCGCGUCACUGUCGCGCCUCAACAAACACGCGUUGUUUGCUUGAAGUGAGAUUUUUGAAUUUAUUGAUUGAACAUUUCGUCCACAGUUAAACACAACUUGUCAAUAAGUACCUAACUAGCCGUCCCAGCUGCAAGCUUUGCUACUUUUGGCUGUUUUAAAUUCGCAUGUUUCAAAGCUAGGUACCCAAUUGCAAGGUUUAUUAUUAUUAUUAUUUUUUUUAAAAAAUGCGAAGAUGCCAACCGAAGUAAUAAGUCUACUUUCCUCGAGUCCAGCUGCUCCAUCCAAACCAAUUCUCGCUACCUCCCCCGAGAUUUCACCACGAAUAUGCCGUGCCGCUCCCUCCAGAUCCCUCGACUACGGAGUUCAUGACCUGACCGUGGUGCCGCCGCUGAAAGAACCCCACGAACGACUAGACAAAAAAUCACAGGACCCAGUCACUGGGACCAGAAGAACCAGUAACGGACAUAGGCGUGACGAUAUCGACUUUCUAUUCCUCUCGGAUGAAUCCGACACGACUGGCGAUCUCGAUGGAAAUUUAUCGGAGAAAGCUCGAUCCUCAACUUCUACAGCGCAUCUCAAGAAGAGGGAGGAUGUAACUUUGAAGAUCAAAUCCGCCACGGUUUCUUCCAAGGGCAAACGCCGGCUUUCUCCAGUUGGAUUAAAACGAUGGAGCUCCGCAAUUGAUCCGAUAGAAAACAGCUCUCCCGAUAUCUUCGCGGCUCGAAAAGACAAGAGUAAACCAGAUAUUUUUUCAAGUGACCCAUUUCGAAGUUCUCCCGAACGAGACAGUAACAUAUGUCAGCCAUCGAAAAACUCUAAAUUCGAAAAAUUGUCAGGUGACGACACAUCCGGUUUUACUAAGAGCAAAAAAGCGUCAAAAACACCGGUAAUUAUAGACCUUUCUGACGACGAUGCCGAAAGUUUCGGGGGGGAUGGCCCGUCUAAAAAAUCGAAGCAAAAUGGGGCAUGGGAUCCAAUAUCCAGCUCGAUGCCAGAAACUAGAGCGCCGAAACAAGACAGUCUGACAGACUCCGACUCCGAUUUGCCGGAAUUGAGCGAAAUUAGCUUCUCAAAGUUAAAGAGGCGCGCGUAUAGUCUAUCGCCUUCUCCGCCUCGUAAAAAAUCCAAGCCCACGGCGAAAGCUUCAACAGCCAAAAAGGCGGUAGAGCCGAAGAAAACUGACGAGGAGAGGGAGCGAGAAAAAAGGGAAAAGGCAGAGGCGAGGGAAGCGGAGAAGGAACGGAAACGAGUCGAGAAGGAAAAGGCAAAACAGCAGCGAGCAAUCGACAGGGAAAAGGAGAAAGCCCUAGCUGAAGUCAAUAAACUCAAGACCGACAGGAAAGCCGCCGUACCGGAGAUGAUCGUGGACCUCCCUGAAUCCCUAAGUGUCGGCAUCAGAGCCCAGAUUCAGAAGUUACUCGGUGAUAUCAAUGUCCAGUUCGAGUACUGGCAUAGCCACAUUAGCAACGUCGUAAAAUGGCGGCGGAAAGUAAGCUCUAAGUACAACGAGUCGCUAGGCCACUGGGAGCCGAUCCCGAUGUGCAUCAAGCCGGAAUCGCACGUCAUGGUUAUCAUCGAAGCCUCGGAAUUCGUGAAGCUCGUUCUCGGCCCCGAAGGCCAGGACCUGGAAGCUCACGUCCUGAACAUGAAGACGAGCUUCCCGAACAGUACGUUCAUCUAUCUGAUCGAAGGCCUCAUGCCCUGGAUGCGCAAGAACAAGAGCAUCCUCAAUCGGCAGUUCGCGUCGGCGGUUCGUGCCCUCGACACUACCAACGCUGCGGGAUCGACUUCGUCCGGCCAGACUCGGCGCCGGAACAACGCCCAGCAGGAGUACAUCGACGAGGAUAUCAUCGAGGACGCGCUCCUAUCCCUCCAGGUCGUCCACGGAGCUCUGAUCCACCACACGAACGCGCAGAUCGAGACGGCGGGGUGGGUCGCCGUGUUCACGCAGCACAUCAGCACGAUCCCGUACCGGAAGGCGCGGGACGCGGCGGCGGACGCCGGCUUCUGCAUGGAGGUCGGGCAGGUGCGGACGGGCGAGGACGCCAAGGACACCUACGUCCGCAUGCUGCAGGAGGUGACGCGCGUGACGGCGCCCAUCGCGUACGGCGUCGCCGCCAAGUACGGCACCGUGAGCCAGCUCGUGCGCGGGCUCGAGGAGAACGGGCCGCUCGCGCUGGAGAACUGUCGCAAGUGCGCCAACCGGGACGGCGCUUUUUCGGAUCGCGUUAUAGGACCCGCCGUGAGCAAGAGGAUAUACAAGAUCUUUACUUGUCGGGAUCCGGGGAGCAUGGAUGUGUAAAAUAGAAUAGCAUAGCAUUAUUGGGUUGUGUGCUUUAGUGAACAAACGUUGAGUUUGAAUCGUGUAACUACUAUGUGGUAUGUACAUACCCUACAUAUUGGGAUGAAUUGUCGUAUGUCCGACACUUUGUCACGUCAGUCCAAGACUUUUUUUGCCUCUUAAAUAAAUGCUUGUGUCCAUCAC
Messenger RNA from Daldinia caldariorum, 2496 nucleotides. Its product is annotated as ERCC4 domain-containing protein. Lineage: Eukaryota; Fungi; Ascomycota; Sordariomycetes; Xylariales; Hypoxylaceae. Gene Ontology annotation, cellular component: nucleus; Holliday junction resolvase complex. The record is from RefSeq and is a predicted model, not a curated record. Gene Ontology annotation, molecular function: DNA binding; nuclease activity. The transcript has a single exon. Bases 244 to 2313 code for a protein of 689 amino acids. Gene Ontology annotation, biological process: mitotic intra-S DNA damage checkpoint signaling; resolution of meiotic recombination intermediates; replication fork processing.